Messenger RNA from Hemicordylus capensis (graceful crag lizard), 896 nucleotides. RefSeq names its product interleukin-36 receptor antagonist protein-like. The coding region runs from base 217 to 741 and encodes 174 amino acids. Gene Ontology annotation, molecular function: interleukin-1 receptor binding; cytokine activity. Gene Ontology annotation, biological process: cytokine-mediated signaling pathway; positive regulation of gene expression; inflammatory response to antigenic stimulus. The record is from RefSeq and is a predicted model, not a curated record. Lineage: Eukaryota; Metazoa; Chordata; Lepidosauria; Squamata; Cordylidae. The transcript is spliced from 6 exons.
AAGGAAAGACCGCGCCUGCGCAGAAGAGCUGCCUGCGCCGCGGGCCGAGGACUUCCGCCGCCAGGGACCAGUCGCGCGCUCAGACGUCACAGCCUACGGAGGCCGGGGCGAGGCCUCUCACGACAGCCUUGCCGUGUAGGCCGGUGUCGGGGAUGCAGCAUAAAUAGCAGGGUGAGGCUCACAGGCAAUCCAGAUCGAGUCAGCAGGAUUGGAGCAAUGUGCGACUCACAAGCACAGGAGCUGCUCGCCAGCACUGAUGAGAAGGCGGCCUGUGCAGCAACACCAGCCUCCCAGGCCGUUGUCUUCAAGGCCCGAGUCUGGGAUGUCAACCAGAAAUCCCUUUACCUGCAGAAUAAUGAGCUGCUUGCUGGCCACCUGCAAGGCCCCAACUCUGCCCUGGAAGAGAAGAUUUACUGGGUCCACAACCGAGCCUUUGCCCAUGAGAAGUUCCCCAUCAUCCUGGGCGUUCAGGACGGGAGGUGGUGCCUGGCGUGCUCCUCCGAGGCCCCUCCGGUGCUGCAGCUUGAGAGCGUCAACAUCACAGACCUGCUCAAGGACAGCAGGGAGACCUCGGCCCGCUUCACUUUCUUCCGCUCCUACAAGGAAGGGCUGUGGCGCUUUGAGUCUGCCGCCCACCCGGGCUGGUUCCUCUGCACUUCCUCGGGACCCAACGAGCCCCUCGGCCUGACCCAGGCGCCCGGACCGUCUCGUGUGGUGGACUUCUAUUUCCAGCCCUGCUGAGCCUCCAGGAGGAGAGCAGGCCCUCCUCACCCGGGACCAGGGCCUGCGGCCGGGCCGGGCCGGGCCGGGGGUGCCCGCUGCAGCCGGCAGCCGGGACCUCCCAGCCACUCCUUUCUCUCUUUUUUAAAAUUAAAUUUUUAUUCAUUUUGACAAUA